GGCGGAGAUGGCGGCCGCGAAUCCAGGUGGGAGAGAUUGUGUGCGGGAGAGUCCUGGCCGGGGCGGGUUUCCAUGGCUGGCUGGCUGGCUGGCUGGCUGGCGGGCUGGUUGAAGUAGGAUUUGAAGUCGAGGAGUGUGAGGAGGAGAAAGAUGAUGAAGACGAGGUGGUGGUGAUGGUGAUGGUGGCGGUAGUGGUAGUGGUGGUAUUGGUUUUUCUCCCCUCACCGCCGCCGCCGCCGUCGCUGCUACUGCUGCUGCUGCUGCUGCUGCUGCUGCUGUUGCUUGCUUGCUGCCAGUGAAGAGGAGUGUGAAGGAGUGUUGGGAUGAAGAG
Messenger RNA from Tricharina praecox, 331 nucleotides. RefSeq lists its product as uncharacterized. The transcript has a single exon. The record is from RefSeq and is a predicted model, not a curated record. The annotation marks the transcript as partial. NCBI's taxonomy places the organism in Eukaryota, Fungi, Ascomycota, Pezizomycetes, Pezizales, Pyronemataceae.